UCAAUAAAUAUUGUGAAGGCUCGGGAGAUUCGGGAGCUCCGAACUUUUUUGUUCGCCUGCUUUGUGGAAAGUGAAGCUCGAGGGAGAGAGGAUGAAGGAAGAGGACGUGAGCUCGCAGAACGUAAACCCUAGAAGUAACCGGAACAGUGCCGCAUCGGCGUCGGCCUCCGUCUCCGCCGCAUACCUCCUCCGCCGCGCCAGAUCGCCGCCCCAAACUCCGGCUGCCAGCUCCGCAGGGGCAUCAUCUCCAGCAGUUCCGGUGAAUGCUGGUAGCGUGAACUGGUCAGGCCUGGGAUCUUCAGGGUGUUCAUGUAGACCUUGGGAUAGAGGAGAUUUACUUAGACGUCUUGCUACGUUCAAGCCUUCAAAUUGGCUUGGGAAACCCAAUGCGGCUAGUUCUUUGGCCUGCGCUCAGAGAGGCUGGGUCAAUACUGAUGUGAACAAACUUCAAUGUGAAUACUGCGGUGCAAACCUGCAUUAUCCUUCGCAGUAUUCGUUGAAUCAUCCUGAAGCCGAUAGCACUGGGGAAGAAUUCUCUAAACAGCUCGAUGGAGGGCAUGAGAGUUCUUGUCCUUGGCGAGGAAAUAGCUGUCCGCAAAGUUUAGUCCAGUUUCCUCCAACUCCUCCCUCGGCCUUGAUUGGUGGUUACAAGGAUCGCUGUGAUGGGCUGCUGCAAUUUUACUCUCUUCCAGUUGUUUCGUUAUCUGCCAUUGAGCAGAUGCAUGCUUCAAGGGAACCACAAAUUGACCGCCUUUUGUCACAACCCCAGCUCUAUGGUAACGUGGAUGUGAGUUAUAGAUUGGAAAAUGCCUCAGGAAUCGGAACCUCCAAAGAGGCACUCAGUGUUUACUCUCGUGCACAAAAGCUGAUAAGCCUAUGCGGAUGGGAGCCUCGAUGGCUUCCAAAUAUCCAAGAUUGUGAAGAACAUUCUGCCCAAUCAGCUAGAAAUGGAAAUCCUUCUGGUCCAAGUAGAGGUCGAGGUCAUCUUCCAGACCCUGGCCCAAGCAGGAAACAGCUCUCAGCUUCAUCCAGAAAGGCCUCUGGAAAUUAUGAAGGUCUGGACCCAGAAUAUAAAUCAGAGUCCAGAUCUCCUCUGCUGGAUUGUAGCUUGUGCGGUGUGACCAUCAGAAUUUGGGAUUUCUUGACCAUUUCUCGGCCAAUUCCAUUUGCACCUAGUAGUACUAAUCUUCCUGAAACAAGCAAGAAAAUGGGAGUCACACGUGGCAUUAGUGCAACUAGUGGAAUCAAUGGAUGGUUUGCCAAUGAAGGCGUGGGACAAGAGCAAAACGAAGAUGAUGAGGCUGCGACAUCAGAGAAAAAGAAAUUAGUAUCUAAUGUUGGUGUAAGUUCACAACAAGCUGCAGGUGGUGCAUCAUCCUCUGCACAGCUGAAUAUGUCAGUGACACCUUAUAAUUACCAAGUUAUGGACAGAGAAAGAGACCUGCUGCGGAGGCAGCCAUCUGGCAGUGAAGUUGGUGAUCGUGCUGCUUCAUAUGAAUCACGAGGGCCUAGUACUCGUAAGCGGAGUAUGGAUGAUGGUGGAAGCACAGCUGAUAGGCCUUAUAUAAGGAUGCAACAAGCUGACAGUGUUGAAGGAAUUGUUGUUGACUGUGAUGGUGAUGAAGUUAAUGAUGGUAUGCGGGAUUCAGCAGGUCCUUCAAAGCGUACUCGAGGCUCUAAUGUGUGCGAAACUUCUCGUCCUUUUUAUGGGCGAGAUUCUUCUGUUGCGGGCCCUAGCUGCUCUAUGGAUGCUGAGAUGGAAAAGGAAAUAAAUAGAGGUGAUCCAUUUAGUGACGUAAAUGAACAAGGUAUGGUUUUCCCAGGUGCCAGAGAUUCUACACAUGUCUCCUCUGUGAUUGCGAUGGAUACAGUUUGCCACAGUGCGAAUGAUGAUUCUAUGGAAAGCGUAGAAAACCGUCCCGGAGAUUUUGAUGAUAUAAAUUUCCCCUCUGUCGCAACAACCCAAAGUGUUGACUUGAAUGAUCCUUCAGAACUGAAUUUUAGCAAUCAAGCUCAGCAGAGCGCUUGCUUCCAACCAGCUCCUGUUCGAUCUAAUGCCGAACCAGGUAUUAGCAGCAUAAAUGAUGGUGAAGAAGUGCUGAACACAGAAACUGUCACUGCACAUGGGAGAGAUGGACUGAGUUUAGGUGUCAGCGGGGGUAGUGUUGGAAUGGGUGCAAGCCAUGAGGCAGAAAUCCAUGGAGCUGACAUUUCGUUCCAUAGGGGAGACUGUGUCAUCGGAGACAUGGAACAAGUUGCUGAAGUUAUCGAGAAUCUAGGGCAAAACGGUGAAUUUGCACCAGAACAAGGCCUUACCGAUGAUUUUGUGCUGCGGGGAAUGGAUCGAGCGGAUAGACAUGGGGAUAGUCAAGAUAGAGUGUCACAAUCUAUUGGAAGGGCUGACAGUGGCUCAAAAAUUGUUGAUUCUGUAAAGGCGGAAUCCGUUGAAAGCGGUGAAAAGAUGAGUAACAUGCAUGGGAUGGUGAAUGAAGAUAGUUUUCACCCUUCGUUGUCUUGUAAUGCCAUUGUUUGUUCCGCUUAUGAAGCAUCAAAGGAAGAAGUGACUCAGACUGGAAAGGAAUCUCCAUCCACUGCUGGUUUUGCGCUUCCCAGUUCAAGUUACACUGCCAAUGGCCAAGGGCCUCCAUAUGGGGAAAGCAAUGAUGAAGUCGUGGAGUUUGACCCGAUAAAGUACCACAAUUGUUACUGCCCUUGGGUGAAUGAAAAUGUGGCUGCUGCUGGUUGUAGCAGCAACAGCAGCAGCUCAAAUUCUUCGGGUUUCACUGAGGCGGUUUGCGGGUGGCAGCUGACUUUAGAUGCCCUCGAUGCAUUCCAGUCACCCGAGAACGUUCAAAUCCAGACAAUGGAAUCGGAAUCAGCUGCAUCUCUGUGCAAGGAUGAACACCGAGUUCCUCCUUCCCAGGGGCUGUUGAAACGCCAUUCCCUUAUCAGGAGCCAUGGAAAAAAGUAGGAAAUUUUGUUAUGAAAACGAAGAGCACAAAAGGUGUUCUUUGGGACUAAUAAGCUUGUGUUGCCAGACUCGAUUAGGUUCGUGAUCAAUCAUCACUAUAUAAACUCCAUUCUCGUGUUUCUUCUAUGAUUCGAAAUAAAGAAACUUUUCAUGAUUCUGAGAUCAUUAGCUUCUAUAAUUAUUGUGUAUUAACAGUAUAUUUGUCCCUUGGCGUUUGUGGUUGAGCGUUGUAGCAAGUUAAAAACGGCUGGUUUUCCCUUGGAUGCUUUGUUACUAGGAAUUUUUAGCCGUUUUAUUUUUACCUUUUUUUCUUUUCCUGAAUCAA
Molecule: messenger RNA, 3296 nt
Organism: Tarenaya hassleriana
Lineage: Eukaryota; Viridiplantae; Streptophyta; Magnoliopsida; Brassicales; Cleomaceae
Exons: 8
Coding region: 92-2971 (959 amino acids)
Cellular component (GO): nucleus
Molecular function (GO): zinc ion binding
Source: RefSeq, a predicted model, not a curated record